Molecule: messenger RNA, 519 nt
Organism: Theileria annulata
Lineage: Eukaryota; Apicomplexa; Aconoidasida; Piroplasmida; Theileriidae
Exons: 1
Coding region: 1-519 (172 amino acids)
Biological process (GO): tRNA thio-modification; protein urmylation
Cellular component (GO): nucleus; cytoplasm
Molecular function (GO): protein tag activity
Source: RefSeq, a predicted model, not a curated record
AUGGAUGAUGAAAUUGAAGAUGUUAAUAUUAUUGUUAAUUUAGAAUUUAGUGGUGGUUUAGAUUCUCUUGUAAUUGAUCAAGAAAAAGAAUUAACACUUAAAAUUUUCUCUAAAAAUAUUAAUUUAGGACAAUUAAUUUGUUAUAUACGUAAUUACAUUAUUGGAACAAAAAAAGAUUUUUUCUCAUAUAUCAUUACUAAUACUACGGGUACCAACUAUACUAAUAGUACUACGGGUACUACUAAUACUAAUACUAAUACUAGGGAGUCAGGUACUAAUACUAGGGGAUUAGGUACUAGUGAGGGAGCUGUUACUGAGGAUAGUAAUGAGGAUAUAAUUAGAAUAGAAUGUAAUUUGAAGAAAUAUAAUGGUAUAUUGAAUAUUAAUGAAAAAUGUAAAAUAAGACCAGGUGUAUUAGUUUUAGUAAAUAAUACAGAUUGGGAAUUAUUAAAUAAAGAAAAUACAAUUUUAAAAAAUCAUGAUCUAAUUUCUUUCAUAUCUACACUUCAUGGUGGUUAA